Dendronephthya gigantea is the source of this 1047-nucleotide messenger RNA. RefSeq lists its product as uncharacterized. The coding region runs from base 1 to 1047 and encodes 348 amino acids. NCBI's taxonomy places the organism in Eukaryota, Metazoa, Cnidaria, Anthozoa, Malacalcyonacea, Nephtheidae. The transcript has a single exon. The record is from RefSeq and is a predicted model, not a curated record.
AUGUGGGAGGGGAGAUACCCAGAUGUGGUCAAAGAAAUCCGUGAUAGGCUGUAUGUAGACGACCUCAUGACGGGGGGUACAACUGUUGAAGAAGUCAACGAUAAGAAGAUGAAGACAAGCGAAGUUUUCGAAGACGCCACCUUUAAACUGCACAAAUGGCACUCUAAUGUCGAAGAUCUUGAAGAAAGGACACCAGUGUUGAUACAUGACGGGGAAGAGACGACCUUCGCGAAGCGGCAUCUCGGAGUCGAGCAAACGGAAACGAAAUUACUUGGCCUACCAUGGGACAAGAAGCGAGAUACACUCAGCGUGGUGGUAAACAAGAAGGAGUUCGCGAAUACCAAAAGAAUAGCUCUCUCUCAACUGGCGAAGGUUUACGAUCCGCUCGGCUUGGUAUCACCUGCUACGGUUGUUGGAAAGAUGUUGUAUCGCGAAAUCUGCGAAACCCAUCUUGCGUGGGACAGCGAACUCCCGGAGGAAUUGAAGAAACGUUGGAUGAAAUGGCACUCGCAAAUGCCAGAACACUUCUCGGUUCCGCGAUCGUUAGCACCACGUUAUCAACCAGUGUUGUCAAUAUCAAUCCAUGCAUUCGGAGAUGCAAGCAAGAAUGGGGUGUCUGCCGCCGUGUAUGCCGUGGUUGAACAGCAGGAAACGACGACACAAGGGUUAGUGUGUUUCAAGUCUCGACUGGCGAAGCGUGAUCUUACGAUUCCACGUUUGGAGUUGGUAGCAGGGCAUAUGGCAGUCAAUCUUGGGUCUAAUGUCGAAAGAGCAAUUGGCGUUGAGAAGGUAUCCGGGGUUCAUUGCUGGUUAGACUCCACCGUGGCAUUGUACUGGAUCAAUGGCCAAGGCGAGUACCGUCAAUUUGUCGCCAACAGAGUGAAGAAGAUCCAAGGGCACCAUGUUCCCACUCACGAGAAUCCAGCAGAUCUUGGGAGUCGUGGGGGAACGAUCGACGAAACGAGCUUUGGCAGCGUGGACCAGCAUGGCUUAGUGAUCCAAGCAGAUGGCCCCCGCAAGUCACGCUCACAGCCGACGAAAGGGUGA